AUGCACCACCAGUUGUUUGCGCGAGCGGCUCUUCUGAACAGAACCGCUGAAGAGCGGUUGAGCUACUCGUUACUAUACUUGUACAAGGCGUGCAUGUCAAUAAUGGCCGAAACGUCGAACAAAACGCUCUCCAUCGACAACAUGAACCCGAACAUCAAGGUCAUGCAGUACGCCGUUCGGGGUCCGUUGGUCAUUCGAGCCACCGAGAUCGAAAAGGAGUUGGAACAGGGUGUUAAGAAACCAUUUAAGAGUGUAAUAAAGGCAAAUAUCGGCGAUGCGCAUGCAAUGCUGCAACAUCCAAUAACGUUUAUACGACAAGUGUUGGCUACGGCUGCUUAUCCAACCCUCAUGACAAGUGAUCUGGUUCCUGAGGAUGUGAAAGCAAGGGUCAACAGAUUGCUCAAGAGUUGUGGUGGUUGCGAUGUCGGUUCUUAUAGCAAUAGUGUUGGCGUCGAAAUAAUCCGGCAUGAUGUUGCUGAAUACAUACGCAAACGAGAUGGUGGAAUCCCGUCUAUUACGGAUAAUAUAAUCCUCUCCGGCGGAGCGUCAGAAGCUAUUCGGUCUUCAAUGAAGCUGUUCAACAGCAAGGUAGAUGGGAAACCGCCUGGUGUCAUGAUCCCUAUUCCACAAUAUCCAUUGUAUUCAGCAACAAUUGCUGAGUACGGCAUGUAUCAGAUUGGUUAUUGUCUGGACGAGGAUAACAACUGGGCGCUCGACAUUUCUGUGCUCAAACGCGCCCUCGAAGAGUCUCGUGCCCACUGCUGUCCGCGCCUGCUUUGUGUCAUUAAUCCGGGGAAUCCUACCGGACAAGUGUUGACCCUGCAGAACAUCCAAGAUAUAAUCAAGUUUGCCAACGACGAACACUUGUUUCUGUUCGCAGACGAGGUUUAUCAAGACAACAUCUAUGAUCCGAAUUCGAAGUUCUUCUCAUUCAAAAAGGUCAUGACGGAAAUGGGCCCUCCAUACUCGAACCUCGAAUUGAUCAGCUUUCAUUCGUCGUCGAAGGGAUACAUGGGAGAAUGCGGAUUGCGUGGCGGAUACGCAGAGUUGGUCAACGUCGACCCAGACGUUGUCACGCAGUUCAAAAAAUCAAUAUCCGCAAAAUUGUGCUCUACGGUUUUAGGCCAGAUCGCGAUGGACUGCGUUGUUAACCCCCCAAAACCCGGUGAGCCGUCGUACGAUUUGUUUGCUAAAGAGAAAGCGUUCGUGUUAAAAACUCUUGGUCAGAAGGCGAAGAUGAUCACGGACGCAUUUAAUUCAAUCGACGGAAUCAAGUGCAAUGCAGUUCAAGGCGCCAUGUAUGCGUUCCCGAGAAUAUUUCUUCCACCGAAAGCGAUCGAGAAAGCUAAAGAACGUGGUGAAGCACCUGACUUCUAUUAUGCCUGGAAUCUUUUGGAAAACACCGGUGUGUGCGUCGUGCCCGGAAGCGGCUUUUGCCAAAAGGAAGGAACGUUUCACUUCAGAACGACGAUACUGCCGCCUCCCGACAUAUUCGAAGAUAUGAUCACCCGAUUCAAGGCUUUUCAUACAAAGUUUAUGGCGGAUCAUUCGUAA
Messenger RNA from Soboliphyme baturini, 1554 nucleotides. The record is from the annotation of a GenBank genome assembly. NCBI's taxonomy places the organism in Eukaryota, Metazoa, Nematoda, Enoplea, Dioctophymatida, Soboliphymatidae.